This is a messenger RNA of Cyprinodon tularosa, 3548 nucleotides long. RefSeq names its product oxoglutarate dehydrogenase a (gene ogdha). Gene Ontology annotation, molecular function: oxoglutarate dehydrogenase (succinyl-transferring) activity; thiamine pyrophosphate binding. Gene Ontology annotation, biological process: tricarboxylic acid cycle. Bases 195 to 3320 code for a protein of 1041 amino acids. The transcript has 24 exons. Gene Ontology annotation, cellular component: mitochondrion; oxoglutarate dehydrogenase complex. Lineage: Eukaryota; Metazoa; Chordata; Actinopteri; Cyprinodontiformes; Cyprinodontidae. The record is from RefSeq and is a predicted model, not a curated record.
AAGAAGAAGAAGAAGGGCGUCCGGGGUGACUGGUCGAGGCAGAGCCGCUAGGACGCUUUCUGGAGUGGACGUUUGAUUCGCCGUUUUCCUGUCCAGGCCCGGGUGGAGUCCAUUUUCCCUCGUUUCUCUGAGGACGUCCGGACCGUCGGACCCAUCGCCGCCACGGUGCGCGUGUGACGCUUUAAGGACUGCUCAUGCAUCGCUUAAGGACUUGUGCGGCGCGACUGCGUCCGCUCACCGCCUCGCAGGCGGCUCAGACUGUCGGCCAACAGCGGCCAAUCACAGUUGCUAAUGGAGUCGGCACAAGGACGUUUCGGCCAAUCAGGUGCUACUCGACACCUGUGGCCUCUGAACCGUUCCUGAAUGGGACGAGCUCCAACUAUGUGGAGGAGAUGUACUACGCCUGGUUGGAGAACCCAAAGAGUGUCCACAAGUCGUGGGACGUGUUUUUCCGUAACGCCAACGCCGGUGCUCCUCCCGGCGCCGCCUAUCAGUCUCCUCUGGGUCUGGCUGCGGCAUCGGGCCUGGCAGCCCCACAGCUGUCCUCGCUGGUUGGAGCCCAGCCCAACGUGGAGAAGCUGGUGGAGGAUCAUCUGGCCGUCCAGUCCCUCAUCAGAGCUUAUCAGAUCCGGGGGCACCAUGUGGCCCAGUUGGACCCCCUCGGCAUCAUGGACGCUGAUCUGGACUCGUGCGUUCCCACUGACAUUAUCACAUCCUCCGACAAGCUGGACCUGUUCCAGGAGCGUCUGAACCGGCUGACGGUCGGAGGGUUCUACGGUCUGGACGAGUCGGACCUGGACAAGGUGUUCCGGCUGCCCACCACCACUUUCAUCGGUGGCUCAGAGUCGGCGCUGCCGCUGAAGGAGAUCAUCCGCCGCCUGGAGAUGGCGUACUGUCAGCACAUCGGCGUGGAGUUCAUGUUCAUCAACGACCUGGAGCAGUGUCAGUGGAUCCGACAGAAGAUUGAGACCCCAGGAGUGAUGCAGUUUACCCUGGAGGAGAAGAGAACGCUGCUGGCUCGGAUGGUUCGCUCCACCAGGUUUGAGGAGUUCCUUCAGAAGAAGUGGUCUGCAGAGAAACGGUUUGGACUGGAGGGAUGCGAGUCUCUGAUCCCAGCUCUCAAGACCAUCAUAGAUAAAUCCUCGGAGAACGGAGUGGAGAACGUCAUCAUGGGCAUGCCUCACAGGGGUCGGCUGAAUGUUCUGGCGAAUGUGAUCCGUAAAGAAUUGGAGCAGAUCUUCUGCCAGUUUGACUCAAGGCUGGAAGCUGCUGAUGAGGGCUCUGGAGAUGUGAAGUACCAUCUGGGGAUGUAUCAUCGUCGGAUCAACAGAGUGACGGACCGGAACAUCACCCUGUCUCUGGUGGCUAACCCGUCUCACCUGGAGGCCGUUGACCCUGUGGUUCAGGGAAAAACCAAAGCCGAGCAGUUUUACUGCGGAGACACCGAUGGAAACAGGGUGAUGUCCAUUCUGCUGCACGGAGACGCAGCCUUCGCAGGUCAGGGCAUCGUCUACGAGACCUUCCACCUGUCUGACCUGCCGUCCUACACCACCCACGGCACCGUCCAUGUGGUGGUCAACAACCAGAUUGGUUUCACCACCGACCCCCGCAUGGCCCGCUCGUCUCCGUACCCGACUGACGUUGCUCGGGUCGUCAACGCCCCCAUCUUCCACGUCAACGCAGACGACCCUGAAGCAGUCAUCUACGUCUGCAAGGUGGCUGCAGAGUGGAGGGCCACCUUCCACAAAGACGUGGUGGUCGAUCUGGUGUGUUACCGCCGAAUGGGUCACAACGAGAUGGACGAGCCGAUGUUCACUCAGCCGUUGAUGUACAAACAGAUCAAGAAGCAGAAGCCAGUUCUGCAGAAAUACGCAGAGAAGCUGAUCGCAGAAGGAGCCGUGAGCCGACAGGAGUAUGAGGAGGAGAUCGCCAAGUACGAUAAGAUCUGUGAGGAGGCGUACGCUCGCUCUAAGGAUGAGAAGAUCCUGCACAUCAAGCACUGGCUGGACUCGCCAUGGCCCGGUUUCUUCACUUUGGACGGACAGCCCAAGUCCAUGAGCUGCCCGUCCACCGGCAUCUCUGAGGAGAACCUGAACCAGAUCGGCCAGGUGGCGUCCUCCGUCCCCGUAGAGGACUUCACCAUCCAUGGAGGUCUUAGUCGUAUCCUGAAGAGCCGAGGGGAGAUGGUCCGGAACCGGACCGUGGACUGGGCCCUGGCUGAGUACAUGGCUCUGGGGUCUCUGCUGAAGGAGGGGAUCCACGUCCGUCUGUCGGGUCAGGAUGUGGAGCGAGGAACCUUCAGCCACCGUCAUCACGUCCUCCAUGACCAGAACGUGGACAAGAGAACCUGCAUCCCCAUGAACCAUCUGGCUCCGGACCAGGCGCCGUACACCGUCUGCAACAGCUCGCUGUCCGAGUACGGAGUUCUGGGCUUUGAGCUGGGCUUUGCCAUGGCGAGCCCGAACGCUCUGAUUCUGUGGGAGGCCCAGUUUGGAGACUUCCACAACACGGCGCAGUGCAUCAUCGACCAGUUCAUCUGCCCGGGUCAGGCCAAGUGGGUCAGACAGAACGGCAUCGUCCUGCUGCUGCCGCACGGCAUGGAGGGCAUGGGUCCAGAACAUUCUUCGGCUCGACCUGAGAGGUUCCUCCAAAUGUGCAACGAUGACCCGGACGUGAUGCCCAAACUAGGGGAGGACUUUGCGGUCCGGCAGCUCUACGACUGUAACUGGAUCGUGGUGAACUGCUCCAGUCCAGGAAACUACUUCCACGUUCUGAGGAGACAGAUCCUGCUGCCCUUCAGGAAGCCGCUCAUCGUCUUCACUCCCAAGUCUCUGCUGCGUCACCCUGACGCCCGGUCCAGUUUCGACGGGAUGCUGCCGGGAAGCCACUUCCAGAGGGUGAUCCCAGAGGACGGGCCGGCGGCGGAGCGGCCGGAGGCGGUGAGGAGGCUGAUCUUCUGCACAGGAAAGGUUUACUACGAGUUGACCAAAGAGAGGAAGAAGAGGGGCCUGGAUGAGACGGUGGCCAUCAGCCGCAUGGAGCAGCUCUCCCCGUUCCCGUUCGACCAAGUGAAGGCGGAGUUUGAGCGUUUCCACAACGCCGACCUGGUGUGGUGUCAGGAGGAGCACAAGAACCAGGGUUACUACGACUACGUGAAGCCUCGCAUCCGGACCACCAUCAACAAGGCCAAGAACGUCGGGUACGCCGGCAGAGACCCGGCUGCAGCUCCGGCCACAGGAAACAAGAACACCCACCUGAUGGAGCUGCGGCGCUUCCUGGACACGGCCUUCGACAUGGACGCGUUCAAAGACCAGCAGUAGAGCGGCCCCGGGGCCCACUCUGACCCACCCCCCUCCACCCGGUUCCACUGUUUCUGACACUACAGCAGCUUUCACUGAGGGCUGAGUUUAACCCGACGGUCCGAUAGAGCGGACCCUAAACUCGCGCUGAUGACGCUUUGAUCGCAGUUUCCUCGAAAAUCCAACGAACGUUGGAGUCCGACUCCGUCACAUCAAACAGGGCGUGUUUGUUGGGACGGACCCGGCCUC